This is a messenger RNA of Trichophyton benhamiae CBS 112371, 771 nucleotides long. RefSeq lists its product as uncharacterized. Lineage: Eukaryota; Fungi; Ascomycota; Eurotiomycetes; Onygenales; Arthrodermataceae. Bases 1 to 771 code for a protein of 256 amino acids. The transcript is spliced from 2 exons. The record is from RefSeq and is a predicted model, not a curated record. Gene Ontology annotation, molecular function: carbon-sulfur lyase activity.
AUGCCAUUCACUGCGGAGGAUUUCAACAGGGCCAUGGCCCCCUCAACAGACGAGCGGAGGACAUACAAGGGCAACUGUCACUGCGGCAACAUCCGGUUCAUGAUCAACAACAUCGCGCCCCUGGAGAAGGGCAAGGCCGUCCGCUGCAACUGCUCGAGCUGCGUCAAGCAUGGCUACCUGCUCGUCUACCCAAGGAUCGAGGACGUCGUCUUCACCCACGGCAGCAUGGACUCGAUGUCCGAGUAUCGCUGUGCCACCAUGUCUCGGCCGCAUAAAUUCUGCGGGAACUGUGGCACGCCAGUCAUGAUCCAGCUGGAGCAUGGAGACACACCCCACCUGCGAGAGAACAUCGCCGUUAACGUAGGUCUUGCUUCUCCUCGUUCUCUUCAGACCGCUGCUGACAAGCUGUAUAUAGAUCCGAACCCUGGAAGACGUCGACGAAGUACUGGACAAGAUCCAAUUUCUGGAAUUCGACGGGAAGCACGAGAUUGGGGAAAAGUAUACCCUGCCUCCUGUCUAGCCAGACCAGGGCCUGACCAUCCACUCUCCUCUCAUGUCAGCCCUGCCGUGUUGUGCUGUCCGGCGUCAACAAUCUCCAUUCAUGCGGUGCAAUCCCAUCCCUUCUCUCCUGCUGUAUGCUGCAUGCACUCCGCAAAACUGCCUGCCCAACGCUCUCCUCCCGGCGCCGAAACAGGCUGCCCUGUCAGCGUCUCUUCUGCUCUUGCUGCGUCUUCCUCGUCUUUUGCUGCCCAAAACGAAGAAAAUAAAUAA